UGGUAAGACAUCUUCCACCUUUCAAUUUACCCACCAUCAAUGAAGAUCUGAGUCGAACUGAGAAAUGGAAGAUAGAAGUGAGGAGAGGCUCAAGGGAGCAGCGGUAAAAUCCGCCUUGUUUCAUCUUGCAAUAUAAAAAGACUAUUAUAUCAGCGUAGACUGACUCCGCCACUAGGAGAGAGCAAUAUGGUGAAGAAAGAGAGAGAGGUUGAGAAUUUUCUUAUUCAAUUCUUGGAAGGGGUCGAAGCCCAACACGUACAAACGGGUUGUUGGUAGGUCUACUGCUCUCCCCCCAACCAGACUUCCGUAAUAACUCGCUCGCCUAUUUAUGCUUCUCCUUUAUUGCAAGUGAUCACUCGAUUCGUCUAAUUUGUAAGGCGGGAAGGGGUUUGGGGUCUCUCGAUCUAUCUCUCUUGGGUGAGUGCUUUGCGAUCUUCUUAGACUAGAUUCUUGGCUGAUCUGUGAAGAUGAAGGUGAGCGUGGUGUCCAGAAGUGGGAGAGAAAUCAUCAAGGGUGGAGUCGAGCUAUUAGAAUCGGCAACGGUUGAUGAUCUGAAAGCUGCAAUUCAUCACCGAAAUAGAAAAUACUAUCCUUCCAGACAGCGCUUGACACUCCUCCAGAAACCUGGCUCGCAAGGGAGGCCUGUUGUCCUUGACUCCAGGAAGAAAGUCCGUGAUUACUGUGAGGGGGACGGAGAAAAACUAACUGUGGUGUUUAAGGAUUUAGGGCCACAAGUCUUUUACAGCACUCUGUUCUUCUGGGAGUAUCUAGGCCCUCUUGUGAUCUAUCCUAUUUUCUAUUUUGUCCCUGUUUAUGAGUAUUUUGGUUAUAAGGGACCCCGCGUAGUUCAUCCUGUUCAGACCUAUGCUAUGUACUAUUGGUGCUUCCAUUACUUCAAGCGCAUCAUGGAGACGUUCUUUGUUCAUAGGUUCAGCCAUGCAACAUCGCCACUCUCUAAUGUGUUCAGAAACUGUGCUUACUACUGGACUUUUGGCAGUUAUAUAGCUUAUUAUGUGAACCAUCCCCUCUACACUCCCGUUAGUGAGCAGCAAAUGAAAAUUGGCUUUGCAUUUGGGUUGGUCUGCCAGGCUGCAAACUUCUACUGUCAUCUACUGUUAAGGAACCUUAGAAGCCCUGGUGGCAGUGGUGGUUAUCAGAUCCCAAGAGGAUUUUUGUUCAACGUUGUAACCUGUGCUAAUUACACAACUGAGAUCUAUCAGUGGGUCGGGUUCAACAUUGCGACACAGACUGUUGCAGGUUACGUUUUCCUUGUGGUGGCAGCAGCGAUCAUGACCAACUGGGCUCUUGCCAAACAUCGUCGCUUGAAGAAGCUGUUUGAUGGAAAGGACGGAAAACCAAAAUAUCCACGGAGAUGGGUCAUUCUUCCACCAUUCCUGUGAGUCAUUCCUCACACGGAUUCCUGGUGUGGCGAUCAUGGAACAGUCUCUUUUAUUUGUGUUGUUAAUUUUAGGGUGCUGUUGUCGAAGGUUUCAAUUAGUUCCCAUUGUUUUAAGUCGCGCAGAACUGUUUACCCCAACUUAUGGUAAAACUGAUCAUCAAUUUCUGUUGCAUUCAAUUAUGUCUAACAAUCCGAAAUACUUUACAUGGUA
Messenger RNA from Nymphaea colorata (pocket water lily), 1610 nucleotides. RefSeq names its product very-long-chain enoyl-CoA reductase. Gene Ontology annotation, biological process: very long-chain fatty acid biosynthetic process. The record is from RefSeq and is a predicted model, not a curated record. The transcript is spliced from 4 exons. The coding region runs from base 468 to 1400 and encodes 310 amino acids. Lineage: Eukaryota; Viridiplantae; Streptophyta; Magnoliopsida; Nymphaeales; Nymphaeaceae. Gene Ontology annotation, molecular function: oxidoreductase activity, acting on the CH-CH group of donors.